AUGUUUGUUCUCCCACCACCCCCAAGAUAUCCGUCGCAGGCAGCGUAUAAUCUUGCUGUUGCCAAUGGACAAGCGGCGCCCAUAAUUGAGACGAAUAAUCUCCUGUCGCACCCGACAGGACCCGAAUACCAGCUGGUUGUUGGUGAAGGCACUUAUAUUCUUAAGGACGACUUGCUCCUUGCGACGCCUCCGCCGCAUCCCUCAGAAGCUCAGAUAGUAAAUCCCAACCCUCUCGCGACAACACCGCAGCCGCCGACGGCGGGGACUAAAGUUUCCUUACUGUCCCUAAGUUCUCGAGCAAGCCCACCCCUUUUAUAUAGGGCCGAUACGAAUAGGAGUGCUCGAUCAGGGAUUCAAACGAGCAUACAAGAGCAUCCCAGUGAAGAGCAAGCCUCUGCAGAUGUUCCCCCUAGCAGUGAUGGAGGGACAUCUGUGUCUGGUAGCACCAAGCCUUCCCGCUCACUCGGAUCUGCUCCAGCCUUUGGCGAAGGAAACUCGAUGCUGUCAGGAACAAGUAAGGAUACCUCGAAACGACGAAAGCCGAAGAACAAUAUUGCAAAGAGCAACUCAUCUUUCAUCUCUCGAUGUAUUGUCCACGAGAAUAUGGCAAAAAGGAUACAAGACCGUCCAGCAGACGGCUACUUCGCAUUCGCAAACAUAAACAGAGCUUUCCAGUGGCUUGAUUUAUCUUCUCCGCAAAAGGUUGACCACCUGACAAAAAUUCUCUUCACCAAGGGAAAUUGUCUUUGCCACGAUAUAAAUCAAGUCACCAAGGCAAUAAAUCAUAUUGACCUUAUAAUGGGCUUCUCUACGGGGGAAAUUAUCUGGUAUGAACCCAUAUCUCAAAAGUAUACCAGACUGAAUAAGAAUGGUAUUAUCAACGGAACUCCUGUCUCUGAGAUUCGGUGGAUACCAGGUUCAGAAAAUUUAUUCUUGGCAGCACAUAUGGAUGGGUCGCUCGUGGUUUAUGAUAAAGAGAAGGACGACGCAGCUUUCUCGCCCGAAGAGAAUGGUAACCAAACAAAUGGUCACUCUACCAGCGAGGACAGCGUGAGGCGUGUUCCCCCAAAGCUUCACAUUGAUAAAUCAGUUCACUCGAAAAACCAAAAGGUUAACCCUGUCUCGUUCUGGAAACUGUCGAACCAACGUAUAAAUGCAUUUGCAUUUUCCCCUGACAACAGGCACAUUGCAGUCGUCUCGGAGGACGGAACUCUGCGAAUUAUAGACUAUCUCAAAGAGCAACUCUUGGAUAUCUACUCGAGCUAUUAUGGCGGGUUUCUUUGCGUAUGUUGGUCGCCUGAUGGAAAAUACGUCCUCACGGGCGGCCAGGAUGAUCUUGUUUCCAUCUGGUCUGUUGCAGAUUCGACCAUUGUUGCCCGUUGUGAAGGACAUCAAUCGUGGGUCACAGCUGUAUGCUUUGAUCCAUGGCGGUGCGAUGAUCGAAAUUAUCGAUUCGGCAGUGUGGGUGAAGAUUGUAGGCUCUUAUUAUGGGACUUCAGCGUCGGAAUGUUGCAUCGGCCGAAAGCGUCCUCGGUGAGGCAGAGAGGCAGCGUCUCUUCUCGCUUCGCCAAUCCUCUUCAAAGGGCAGAAACGCAGAAUACGAAUCUAUCUAGGUUAAGAUCGAAUUCGAGUAACUCCGCAGAUACUGAAGUAGAACGCCCCAUUGAGCAUCCCGUAGAGCCCAGGGCCAAAAUAGCCAUGUUGCCCCCGGUCAUGUCCAAAGUAGUCGACCCAGAUCCAUUGUGUUGGCUAGAAUUUACGGAAGACUCGAUACUCACAAGUUGCAAGACCGGACAUAUUCGAACUUGGGACCGACCUCGAGAUGCUGGAAGCGGGAGUAAGCCUAAUUCAAGAUCAUCAUGA
Amorphotheca resinae ATCC 22711 is the source of this 1863-nucleotide messenger RNA. RefSeq lists its product as hypothetical. Gene Ontology annotation, cellular component: cell tip; nucleus; cell division site. NCBI's taxonomy places the organism in Eukaryota, Fungi, Ascomycota, Leotiomycetes, Helotiales, Amorphothecaceae. The record is from RefSeq and is a predicted model, not a curated record. Gene Ontology annotation, biological process: carbon catabolite repression of transcription. Bases 1 to 1863 code for a protein of 620 amino acids. Gene Ontology annotation, molecular function: protein binding. The transcript has 9 exons.